Molecule: messenger RNA, 2559 nt
Organism: Condylura cristata (star-nosed mole)
Lineage: Eukaryota; Metazoa; Chordata; Mammalia; Eulipotyphla; Talpidae
Gene: MFSD1
Product: major facilitator superfamily domain containing 1
Exons: 16
Coding region: 76-1461 (461 amino acids)
Biological process (GO): transmembrane transport
Cellular component (GO): lysosome
Molecular function (GO): transmembrane transporter activity
Source: RefSeq, a predicted model, not a curated record
UUCCAGAGGUUCCCGGCGCGGAGCUUUUCUGCUGUUCGGACCUGCAGCUGCUGGAACUUGUGGGUCGCGGACCGAAUGGAGGAGGACGAGGAGGCGCGGGCGCUGCUGGCGGGCGGAGGGGCCCCCGAGGCUCCCGCGGCUGCCGCGGCACUGCCGGCUCUUUGUGAUCCUCGCCGCUUGGCGCACCGGCUCGUGGUACUGCUGCUGAUGUGCUUCCUCGGCUUUGGCAGCUAUUUUUGCUAUGAUAAUCCUGCUGCUCUUCAGACUCAGGUUAAGCAGGAUAUGCAGGUGAAUACCACGAAAUUCAUGCUGCUGUAUGCCUGGUAUUCUUGGCCCAAUGUAGUUUUGUGUUUCUUUGGUGGCUUUUUGAUAGACCGAGUAUUUGGAAUACGAUGGGGCACCAUUAUUUUUAGCUGCUUUGUUUGCAUUGGACAGGUUAUUUUUGCUCUUGGUGGAAUAUUUAAUGCUUUUUGGCUGAUGGAAUUUGGAAGGUUUGUGUUUGGGAUUGGUGGAGAGUCAUUAGCAGUUGCCCAGAACACAUACGCUGUGAGUUGGUUUAAAGGCAAAGAACUGAACCUGGUGUUUGGACUGCAGCUUAGCAUGGCCAGAAUUGGCAGUACAGUGAACAUGAACCUCAUGGGAUGGCUGUAUUCUAAGGUUGAAUCUCUGAUGGGUUCUGCAGGUCACACGACCCUUGGGGUCACCCUUAUGAUCGGUGGUCUAACCUGUAUUCUGUCACUGAUCUGUGCCUUGGCCCUUGCUUACUUGGAUCAGAGGGCAGAAAGAAUUCUCCAUAAAGAGCAAGGAAAAACAGGUGAAGUCAUCAAGCUAACAGACGUGAAGGACUUCUCCUUGCCACUCUGGCUCAUAUUCCUCAUCUGCGUCUGCUAUUACGUCGCCGUGUUUCCGUUUAUUGGGCUCGGGAAAGUUUUCUUUAUAGAGAAAUUUGGAUUUUCUUCCCAGGCAGCAAGUGCAAUUAACAGUAUUGUAUAUGUCAUAUCAGCUCCCAUGUCCCCGGUAUUUGGGCUCCUGGUGGAUAAAACAGGGAAGAACAUCAUCUGGGUCCUGUGUGCCGUGGUAGCCACGCUUGCUUCCCACAUCAUGCUGGCGAUGACGCUGUGGAACCCGUGGAUUGCCAUGAGUCUCCUGGGAGUUUCCUAUUCAUUGCUUGCCUGUGCCUUGUGGCCAAUGGUAGCGUUUGUUGUUCCUGAACAUCAGCUGGGAACUGCAUAUGGCUUCAUGCAGUCCAUUCAGAAUCUUGGGUUGGCAAUCAUUUCCAUCAUUGCUGGAAUGAUAUUGGAUACCCGGGGUUAUCUGUUUUUAGAAGUUUUCUUCAUUGCCUGUGUUUCUUUGUCACUUUUAUCUGUGGUCUUACUCUACUGGGUGAAUCGUGCCCAAGGUGGGAACCUAAAUUAUUCUGCAAAACAAAGGGAAGAAGUGAAGCUUUCCCAUACUGAAUGAGAAGUUUACAUGACUGUCAUGCACAUGGACUGUCCACAUCACUGGUUUUGUAACCGCUUUUUAAAGGUUUAGAAUGUAGUCAUUAGGGGAAAUAAUGGUCUGGAAUGUUAUUUGUAUUUCAGUUAUACCUACUUCAAGGUAUAUUUGUGAGGACUAUUUUAGUCUGUGUCUUUGUAUUGUGGGUUACUGAAGAAUUCUGCUUUGGAACAGACAAAUCAGCAGUGACAAGUUUAGAAGAUCUCUCUGGAAUGUGCUUCAUGAUGAACUUCAGGGAGGACAGUAAACUGUGGAGAACAUUGGGUGUUGUAUGAGAUAGUUUUCACAAAGUAGAUCGUAGUUACAUGGUCUUUUCUUUCUCUUAAGCAAAGAGAAAGAUUUGAAAGUGAUAGAAGAGAUGUUUUCUAGAGAAUCAGUGGUGACAUUAAUAGGCAUUCUUGUUUGUAGUAGGAAACUUUUGAAAGAUAUUUUUAUGAAGUGUCUUCAUUUUCCCAGCCAGCAGGUGGCACCGGCUCUGAGUAACGUAGUGGGUGAGGCCCUGACCACUGACCUGCUUGUCUCUGUCCCUGGGCUCCCUGACUGCUUAGGGACAUUUUUUUGUUGUAUAAACUUUCUGAACAGUUUUUUUCUUACGUAUAAUUAACAACUAAAAAGUAUUCUUUAAAUAAUGAUAAUUAUGUCUCUAAAUGUGUAAAUAAAAAUACGAUAUGAGGAAUAUUUGAUGACUUAACUUUUGUUUUUUAAAAAGAUGUAAAAACACUGAUUUUGAUUUUUAUGCAUGUGGAAGAUUCUCUCUUUAGGAAAAUCUAAGUUGGAAUAUGGAAAAUUUGAUUAGUCACUGAAAGAUUAUGGAAGUGACCUUUUCUCCAGAAUAGGGCCUUAAAUAACAUUUAGGUUUUUUAUAUUUGUUAUAUUUUCGUUAAAUAGGAUUUCUCUAUUUUUUUUUUUUAAAUGAGCAAUUUUGAAAUUGACUCUUGGUAUAGUAUGUAUUAAAAUUUGUUUACAUAUCUAUGGACCCACAGAUAUUUUUGAAUGUACUUAGCUGAUUGUAUUGUUUAAAGUACUUGUAGCACAUUGUAGGCUUAAAAGUUGUGUAGAUGA